UAACGUUUACUAUUGUAGCCACAUAUCCCAUAAUACUCCAUUGCGAUAUAUAUUCCUUUCCCAGCCCGCGUUCGGGACGAUUACCAAGGUUACCUCUCCCACACUUCUCGACUGCCAACCUGGCCCGAGCAAUUCACCUCCAGAAAGCCAAAUGCAGCGCGAUUAACAUACGCCAGCAGCCUUGCGAUGCGAAUUCAGCCAGCUUUCGCAUCCGCCAACACACGAACACACGCCGAAGGGGGGGAACCGAGCGAGGCUUCCAUUUGACCGGGGCGGCUGGUUGGGCAGAGUACCAAAGGGUUGAGCAGACGGCCCGGAUGGGUGUCACGCGACCGACGACGACGAACAUACGCUCAUCCUCGAGGAGGAUCCUGCCAAAAUGUCGGCCUGGAUCGGUCAGCCCUCGGUGAAGGGCAGCUCCGAGAUGAUGCGCAUGGUACUUCUGACCUUCAACUCGGUUGGCAUAACCUUCACAUGGGGAGUUGAGCUCACUUAUGGCACUCCCUACCUCCUUUCUCUCGGCUUGACGAAAGGGCAGACGUCGCUCGUAUGGAUAGCUGGUCCACUAUCGGGUUUGGUGGUGCAGCCGAUCAUCGGCGCCAUUUCAGACCAGUCCACGUCAAAAUGGGGACGAAGGCGGCCGGUCAUUGCCAUAGCGUCGAUAAUAGUGUCCUGUUGCCUACUUAUGCUCGGGUUCACCAAGGAGCUGGUGGGCUAUUUCAUUGCCGACGAGGAGGCCGCCAGGGUCCCCGUUAUCGCCAUUACCGUCUUUGCCUUGUAUGCCACGGAUUUCUCCAUCAACGCUGUCAUGUCCUGUUCCAGGAGUCUCAUAGUGGACACACUGCCCGUACAUAAGCAGCAAACGGGCGCGGCAUGGGCGAACCGAAUGUCUUCCAUCGGCCACAUUGCCGGCUACGGCAUGGGUGCAAUUGACCUUGUCAGCUUGUUCGGGACCACACUCGGAGAUACCCAGUUUAAGCAGCUCACGGUCAUCGCGGCUCUCGGGAUGCUGAUCACUUCCGGGGUCACCUGCUGGGCUGUCUCCGAGCGUGUUGCGCUCCCGACACGACACGAUCCCCGAAAGCCGCAACGGCGAUUCAAGGUCCUCCACCAGAUCUGGUCGACCCUGUCGAACCUGCCGCCCAGGAUACAGGCCAUAUGCUGGGCCGUCUUCUGGUCCUGGAUAGGGUGGUUUCCCUUCCUCGUCUACAGCAGCACCUGGGUGGGCGAGACCUACUUCCGCUACGACGUCCCCGAAGAUGCCAGGCACAGCGAGGACGCGCUGGGGGAGAUGGGGCGGAUAGGGAGCAUGGCGCUCACGGUCUACAGCGCCGUCACCUUCCUUGGCGCGUGGAUCCUCCCGCUGUUCGUCAAGGGCCCCGACGAAGACAGCUUCACGCCCCGUCCGCCGGCGAGCAUCGCGCACCUGGUCGAGAAGUUCAACAAGCUCAAGCCCGACCUCCUCACGGUCUGGGUGUGGGGUCACAUCAUAUUCUCGGCGGCCAUGUCGCUCGCGCCCUUCGCGGCCAGCUUCCGCUCCGCGACGGCGCUCGUCGCCAUCUGCGGGCUGCCGUGGACCAUCUGCCACUGGGCGCCCACGGCCUUCCUUGGCAUGGAGGUCAACAAGCUGAGCGGCGGCGGCGGCGGCGUCGACCCCAGCCCCAUCGUCCCCUACCGCCGCCUCUCGGUCGGCUCGAGCAUCGAGCUGAUCCCCCGGCCGCGCGACCCCUCGCUCCUCGAGCACGGUGGCCCGGACGAGCCCGGGUCCGCGGGGGCGGCAUCGGCCACGGGCGAGCUGUCGGGCAUCUACUUUGGCAUCCUCAACAUCUACACGACGCUGCCGCAGUUCCUCGGCACCUUCCUCAGCGCCAUCGUCUUCGCCGUCCUCGACCCGGGCAAGAGCCCCGAGCUGACGGACGGCGCCACCGCCCCGGAGCCACACGGCCCCGACACCGAGGGCCCCAACGCCAUCGCCGUCUGCCUGUUCCUCGGCGCCAUCUGCACCCUCGGCGCGGCUUACUCGACCCGCCAGCUGAGGUACGUGGCUUGAUUGUCGGGAUCCGUGGGGUGCGAGCCUCGGGCUAUGAGCAGUGGUGCGUGCCGCCCUGGUGU
This is a messenger RNA of Phialemonium atrogriseum, 2112 nucleotides long. Its product is annotated as major facilitator superfamily domain-containing protein. The record is from RefSeq and is a predicted model, not a curated record. Gene Ontology annotation, molecular function: sucrose:proton symporter activity. Gene Ontology annotation, cellular component: plasma membrane. NCBI's taxonomy places the organism in Eukaryota, Fungi, Ascomycota, Sordariomycetes, Cephalothecales, Cephalothecaceae. Bases 380 to 2050 code for a protein of 556 amino acids. The transcript is spliced from 6 exons.